ACAGGCUGUAGAUCAUUCUGACCAUUGCUCCUCUCCCAGGAAUCACUUUUAAGGGUUUUCUAAAGUUUUUUGGGGGGCAACUUUACUUUCAAAUUUAAACUAAACAAAAUGGCACCAAAGAAGGACGUAAAGAAACCUGCAGCAGCUGCAGCACCAGCGCCCGCGCCAGCACCCGCACCAGCGCCUGCACCAGCGCCUGCACCAGCUAAACCCAAAGAACCAGCAAUUGAUCUCAAGAGCAUCAAGAUCGAGUUCUCCAAGGAGCAACAGGAUGACUUCAAGGAGGCCUUCCUCCUCUUUGACAGGACUGGCGAUGCCAAGAUCACCCUGAGCCAGGUUGGCGAUAUCAUCCGCGCGCUGGGGCAGAACCCUACAAACGCUGAGAUCAACAAGAUCCUGGGCAACCCCAGCAAAGAGGAGCUGAAUGCCAAGAAAAUUACUUUUGAAGAGUUCCUGCCCAUGCUGCAAGCAGCUGCUAACAACAAAGACCAGGGUACCUAUGAAGACUUCGUUGAAGGCCUGCGUGUUUUUGACAAGGAGGGCAAUGGCACAGUCAUGGGGGCUGAACUCCGCCACGUCCUGGCUACUCUGGGUGAGAAGAUGACGGAAGAGGAAGUAGACGAACUGAUGAAAGGUCAGGAAGACUCCAACGGCUGCAUCAACUACGAGGCAUUUGUAAAGCACAUCUUGUCCGUCUAAGUGGACCUCCUCAGAUACCAAGGGAACAAGCUGAAUUUGGAAAAACCAGACAGCACCAGAGAUUUGUCUCAGUGAAAUUCUUGCUCUGUCAGUCACUGUCAACACAGAUACCACACAGGACUGGACAAUGUGCCUCCAAACCCACUACUUUUUACCAGUGCAUCCAUACGUAUCACCCUCUGGGUCACUACACUUUCAUUUCAAAAACCACUAAGGCAAGCUAGAUGGAACAAAGUGCUACCAUCCGCCAUCCAUCCUUCCCAAGCAUCUUUUUCCAUGUUGUUUGCCAAUGAAACUAUGUAAUCCCUUGGAAAAAUAAAGUGUCAAUAAAUCCCUGUGGUCACUUUGGGGCUAUAAAGUCUUUCUUUCUCUACAGCUAUUCAAACCGUAUCCAAA
Dromaius novaehollandiae (emu) is the source of this 1095-nucleotide messenger RNA. RefSeq names its product myosin light chain 1 (gene MYL1). Gene Ontology annotation, molecular function: calcium ion binding. The transcript is spliced from 7 exons. The record is from RefSeq and is a predicted model, not a curated record. Gene Ontology annotation, cellular component: myosin II complex; contractile muscle fiber. NCBI's taxonomy places the organism in Eukaryota, Metazoa, Chordata, Aves, Casuariiformes, Dromaiidae. Bases 109 to 699 code for a protein of 196 amino acids.